AUGAUUGUUAAAGUAGUGGUAAAAAGGCGAUCGCGUGCCUGCGUCAAGAAUGAGCUGGGGGACAUUGAAAAUGUGAAGUCCAUUGUAUGUUUGGAUGUUGCCGCUGACCGGUUGUGUAGUCUUUUCACAAGAUUAGAAGACGUGAACCUCAAUUUGGAAUCACUUGACAUAGCAGAAAAUUCCGAGGGAUCGAAUAUUGAAUGCAAGUGCCAAAGACUAUUGACGAAAAUCCGUACACGACGUGAAGUACUGAAGCAUCUUUCUAAUGCAUCUCCGGCGAGUGAGUGCGCGUCGGCGCAAGAUCAUCAGUACAAACCGAAUCUUCCGAAGAUAUCACUGCCGAAAUUCAGCGGUAGUUAUGGAGAUUGGCUGUCUUUCAAGGAUUUAUACGUCACAAUGGUACACAGUAAUGAAGAGCUCAGUCCUGUGCAGAAAUUCUAUUAUUUGAAGUCGUGUUUAGUAGGUGAAGCCGCUUCCCUAGUUACGACUUUGGAGUGUACAAAUGAAAACUACAUAAAGGCAUGGUUCAAAGCAGAAGACAUGUUGACGGAAGGUCAGUAUCCCCAUAUAUUUUAGAUAUUAUAGUUUUAUAUAUAAGAGCGUAUUCGAUUCCAUCCAUAGAGAAGGACUGAGCCCCAGCAGUGGAAACAUUUAUAAGCUGGUGAUGAUGGUGAAGACCUAGACGUACAAGCUAUAGAGCGUCUUAGCAACGUAACUAUUGCGACAUUAGCAACGUUACUUCUUUGA
This is a messenger RNA of Diatraea saccharalis (sugarcane borer), 747 nucleotides long. Lineage: Eukaryota; Metazoa; Arthropoda; Insecta; Lepidoptera; Crambidae. The record is from the annotation of a GenBank genome assembly.